AUGUGCUCGGAAGUCGUCGUCGUCUACGCGUGUGGCUGCCAAGAGCUGAAGGAGCUUAAGAUGUGCGAAUGGGCCAUCAUGCCAUCAAUUCAAAACAAAGCUCAUCCUUUCCCUGGACUGUUCAUGCCAACUGUAAACCACAUAAUGGAGCGCUUCUACUGCCGUGAAUGCGCCGAGGAGAAGAUCAAAAAGGCAAAGAAAGCAGCGCCCAAGUUUGCAAUUCCACCACCCCAGCUCGAAGCAGGAACCGGCUCCCCAAAAACCGUUUUUCAAAAGCGGAAGAACUUCGCCGACGCAUAA
Messenger RNA from Drepanopeziza brunnea f. sp. 'multigermtubi' MB_m1, 300 nucleotides. RefSeq lists its product as uncharacterized. The record is from RefSeq and is a predicted model, not a curated record. NCBI's taxonomy places the organism in Eukaryota, Fungi, Ascomycota, Leotiomycetes, Helotiales, Drepanopezizaceae.